Molecule: messenger RNA, 471 nt
Organism: Musca vetustissima
Lineage: Eukaryota; Metazoa; Arthropoda; Insecta; Diptera; Muscidae
Product: transmembrane protein 41 homolog
Exons: 2
Coding region: 1-471 (156 amino acids)
Cellular component (GO): endoplasmic reticulum membrane
Source: RefSeq, a predicted model, not a curated record
AUGACACCUUCGGCCACAACUCGACUGGCAGUAGCUCCCCCAACCAAGGAACUGCUGCCUCAAAAUGACCAGCAGCAGCAGGAUGGCCACAAUAAUGAAAAAAUUACAAAUGCAACCACCACCUCGAGCAGCAGCAGUACAACAACGGCUCCCUCAACUGCAAGCCCCAAAAAGCCAAUGUCGGCCGCUGAACGUUCCGCAACCAAAAAAUCCCUUUUCAUAUUGGCUGGAAUUUUUGUAACGUCAUUGGCUGCAAUGUUUUAUGUCUACAUGAUAUUCCCAGAAUUGAAUGAGUCUGAAAAACAACACAUGAAAAUACCACGUGAUAUUCAAGAUGCCAAAAUGUUGGCCAAAGUCUUAGAUCGCUACAAGGACAUGUACUAUUUUGAAGUGAUGUUCGGUGUCGUUGUCGCCUAUAUAUUGUAUCCUUUUCAAAACAAUCUACGAAAAAAAAACAAAACCUGCAAAUAG